Acanthamoeba castellanii str. Neff is the source of this 375-nucleotide messenger RNA. Its product is annotated as serine/threonine kinase, putative. NCBI's taxonomy places the organism in Eukaryota, Discosea, Longamoebia, Acanthamoebidae. Gene Ontology annotation, molecular function: ATP binding; protein kinase activity. The coding region runs from base 1 to 375 and encodes 124 amino acids. Gene Ontology annotation, biological process: protein phosphorylation. The transcript is spliced from 5 exons. The record is from RefSeq and is a predicted model, not a curated record.
AUGUGCAGCUGGAUAACCAAUGGACUCCCAAGCUUUGCGAUUUCGGAGAUGACUGGCCUUGGGACCCCCUUGUACAUGGCGCCCGAGAUGCUGCAAACGAGGCAUUACGGCGCCAAGAUCGACUGCUACUCUUUCGCCAUGGUCCUGUGGCAGAUGUGUACUGGAAAGAAGCUCAUGGACGGAUUCGGUUUCGACAAGGACAGCGUUCCGCCCAUGCGGGUGGCUUUCAAGGCCUGCUACGAGAAGCUUCGGCCAAUCAUGCCCGCUGACUGCCCGCCAGCCCUGGCUGAUCUCAUCCGCGCAUGUUGGGAGGACGCGCCCGAGAUGCGGCCCUCCUUUCAGCAGAUUUUGGAGAAGCUCAGCGACCUCGGGUGA